This is a messenger RNA of Apus apus (common swift), 2241 nucleotides long. It is a transcript of the gene HIBCH, whose product is annotated as 3-hydroxyisobutyryl-CoA hydrolase. The coding region runs from base 12 to 1169 and encodes 385 amino acids. The transcript has 14 exons. The record is from RefSeq and is a predicted model, not a curated record. Gene Ontology annotation, molecular function: 3-hydroxyisobutyryl-CoA hydrolase activity. NCBI's taxonomy places the organism in Eukaryota, Metazoa, Chordata, Aves, Apodiformes, Apodidae. Gene Ontology annotation, cellular component: mitochondrion. Gene Ontology annotation, biological process: L-valine catabolic process.
CAUCGCUCGCCAUGGCGGCCCGCGCCGUGGGGCGGCUGCGCAGGCUGAAGCCAUUCAACAGGCUGCAAGUAAUAUUGCAACAUUUGAAAAUGUCUAAGCAUACAGAUUUGACAGGUGAAGUGUUGUUGGAAAAGAAAGGAGGUGCGGGAAUAAUAACUUUGAAUAGACCCAAGGCUCUCAAUGCACUGAAUCAUUCUAUGAUCCAACAAAUUUAUCCACAGAUAAAGACUUGGGAGCAAGAUCCUGAAACUUUUCUAAUAAUUAUAAAAGGAACUGGAGGAAAAGCUUUUUGUGCUGGGGGUGACAUCAGAGCCAUCACAGAUGCAGGAAAAGCUGGAGACAGACUGGCACAAGAUUUCUUCAGAGGAGAAUAUACCCUGAACAAUGCCAUUGGCACUUGCAGGAAGCCCUAUGUGGCACUUAUUGAUGGCAUUACAAUGGGAGGGGGAGUUGGCCUCUCAGUCCAUGGACACUUCCGAGUUGCUACAGAAAAGACACUUUUUGCAAUGCCAGAAACAGCAAUAGGCCUUUUUCCUGAUGUAGGUGGAGGAUAUUUCUUGCCAAGACUAUCAGGAAAGAUGGGCUAUUAUCUUGCACUCACAGGGUUUAGGCUGAAAGGAAGAGAUGUACUGAAAGCUGGCAUUGCUACACAUUUUGUAGAGUCUGAAAAGCUACCUGCCUUAGAGAAAGACCUGAUAGCACUGAAAUCACCUUCAAAAGAAAACAUUGCAGACUUACUGAACUCUUACCAUGUGAAGAGCAAAGUUGAUCAGGAAAAGAACUUUGUACUUGAUGAACAUAUGGAGAAGAUUAACAGUCUUUUUUCAGCAGAUAGUAUGGAAGAAAUUGUUAAAAAAUUAAAGCAAGAUGGUUCUCCUUUUGCCACUAAGCAACUAGAGACUAUUAGUAAGAUGUCACCUACCUCCUUAAAGAUAACUCUCAGACAGCUCAGAGAAGGAGCUUCCAUGAGCUUACAAGACGUACUCACCAUGGAAUACAGACUGAGCCAAGCGUGCAUGAAAGGCCAUGACUUCUAUGAAGGGGUUCGAGCAGUGCUUGUUGACAAAGACCACUCCCCCAGAUGGAAGCCAGCUGCUCUAGAAGAAGUCAGUGAUGAAUUUGUGGACAAUUGUUUUAAGCCACUGGGAAACAACGAUCUCAAGUUGUAAAGCUCAAGCCUGGGGACCUGCUUAUACACCUGCUUAAUUCUGUGAUAUAAAACAUCAUAGUAGUACGAUAAGAGUUUGACAAGACUUUGCUAGCCUGAGAUUUGCAAGUCUUAAUUUUUUGCAUUCAGAAACACUCUCUUUUGUUACACUGCCACAAUAACAAAAUAAUCAUAUCUCUGGUUAAUACAGGGAAAAAAUGACUUCAGGGCAAGUUGUUAUUUUUACUGCUUUGCACAAGGAUUAAUAUUUUAUUUUUUGCGUCAGCUCUUAGUGUAGGAGGAGCCAAAGGAAAAUGCAAGACAUGCUGGUGUUGAGUAGUCUUAACUAAAAGGUCAGCCUGACACAUCGUUAAUCUGAGAGCAAGAAAUUGUUCUAUUGAUUUAACAUUUGGUCAGUGUUCAGUCUCACUGAUGUAGACAUUGUUGCAAAUGUCAUAACACUCCCAGAGCACCAGUGAGCCCAGAGCACACUUCUGUUUGUUCGUAAAACCAUGGUCUUUUUUUUUUUUUUUUAAAUGCCAUUAAGUUGAAUUGAAUUACAUAAUUAGUUUUUCAUGAUUUAAAAAAUGGCUAGUUGUUCUUCGUUGAACAGUACUUAAGAAAAAAACUGUCUCUGACCUUCCUCUGGGCUCUAAACAGCACAUUUCCUGUUGAGGUGAGGGAUUCUGGUUGUUGUUGUGGCAGAGGUGUCAGCAGGACUGCAGUGGCUGGAGUCUGUACCAGCUGGUCUGGGUUCCUGUUGGCUUCUGCCCAUGAACAUCCUCUCUGCUGGGUGGAGGAUUUGUGGGAAGUAGGGGGAGCACAGCAGUAUGCCCAGUCAUAGGUAACAAAUAGAGGAGAACAUGAUGUGGCUGCUGCUCUGUGGAUUGUCUGGUUCCUUAACAUAUCCUGACAGAUGUAUUUGUUGGGAUCAAAAGUUAAAUGUACAUCAUAUCCCUGUCACUGUAUGUGCAGUAAAGGUUGCUGGCUUCUGAUACUAAUAAUGCUUGAAGGUAUAUGGCAUAACCAGAGACCCUGGAUGAAAACAUAAUCUUUUUGGGGGGGUAAAAUAAAUUUUUCUAUUGGGGCUACAA